Oryza sativa Japonica Group (Japanese rice) is the source of this 2067-nucleotide messenger RNA. Its product is annotated as cytochrome P450 89A2. The record is from RefSeq and is a predicted model, not a curated record. Gene Ontology annotation, molecular function: oxidoreductase activity, acting on paired donors, with incorporation or reduction of molecular oxygen, NAD(P)H as one donor, and incorporation of one atom of oxygen; iron ion binding; heme binding. Lineage: Eukaryota; Viridiplantae; Streptophyta; Magnoliopsida; Poales; Poaceae. Gene Ontology annotation, cellular component: membrane.
UCCACUGUGAGCAGUGGGAAUGGGAAAAAAAUCCGAGAGGUUUAGCCAUGGAGGAUUGGCUCUUCUACUCCCUCACCUCGCUGCUCUGCCUCGCGUGCUCGCUGCUGCUGCGCGCCCGCGCCUCGGCGGCGAGCCCCAAGGCGGCGGCGGCGGAGGCGGCGCCGCUGCCGCCGGGGCCGAGGACGGUGCCUGUGCUGGGCCCGCUGCUGUUCCUCGCGCGGAGGGACUUCGACGUCGAGCCGACGCUGCGGCGGAUCGCGGCGGAGCACGGGCCGGUGUUCACGUUCGCGCCGCUGGGGCCGUCGCGGCCGACGAUCUUCGUGGCGGCGCGCGGCGCGGCGCACCGCGCGCUGGUGCAGCGCGGGGCGGCGUUCGCGUCGCGCCCCCGCGGCGGCGGCGGCCCGGCGUCCGCGCUGCUCUCCAGCGGCGGCCGGAACGUGAGCUCGGCGCCGUAUGGCCCCACGUGGAGGGCCCUCCGGCGAUGCAUCUCCUCCGGCGUGCUCAACCCGGCCCGCCUCCGCGCGUUCUCCGACGCGCGGCGCUGGGUGCUCGACGUGCUCAUCUCCCACGUCCGCGGCGAGGGCGGUGCGCCGGUGACCGUGAUGGAGCCGUUCCAGUACGCGAUGUUCUGCCUCCUGGUGUACAUGUGCUUCGGCGACCGCCCCGGCGACGCGCGGGUGAGGGAGAUCGAGGCGCUGCAGCGCGACCUCCUCGGCAACUUCCUCAGCUUCCAGGUCUUCGCCUUCCUCCCGCCGAUCACCAAGCUCGUGUUCCGGGAGCGGUGGAACAAGCUGGUGUCGCUGCGGCGGCGGCAGGAGGAGCUCUUCGUCCCGCUCAUACGCGCCAGGAGGGAGGCCGGCGCCGGCGGCGACUGCUACGUGGACUCCCUCGUGAACCUCACCAUCCCGGAGGACGGCGGGCGGGGGCUCACCGACGGCGAGAUUGUCAGCCUCUGCUCCGAGUUCAUGAGCGCCGGCACCGACACCACGGCCACCGCGUUGCAGUGGAUACUGGCCAACCUCGUCAAGAACCCGGCGAUGCAGGACAGGCUCAGGGAGGAGAUCGCCGCCGCCGUGGGCAGCGACGGCGAGGUGCGGGAGGAGGAUCUCCAGGCGAUGCCGUACCUCAAGGCGGUGGUGCUGGAAGGUCUCCGGCGACAUCCACCCGGCCACUACGUGCUCCCGCACGCCGUGGAAGACGAGACGACGCUGGACGGGUACCGCGUGCCGGCGAACACGCCGAUGAACUUCGCGGUGGGCGAGAUCGGGCUCGACGGCGAGGUGUGGGCCUCGCCGGAGGUGUUCCGGCCGGAGCGGUUCCUCCCCGGCGGCGAGGGCGAGGACGUGGACCUCACCGGCAGCAAGGAGAUCAAGAUGAUGCCGUUCGGCGCCGGGCGGAGGGUGUGCCCCGGCAUGGCGCUGGCGCUGCUCCACCUCGAGUACUUCGUCGCCAACCUCGUCUGGGAGUUCGACUGGCGCGAGGUCGCCGGCGAUGAGGUCGACCUCACCGAGAAGCUCGAGUUCACCGUCGUCAUGAAGCGGCCGCUCAAGGCGACCGCCGUGCCGCUGCGCGGCGACCGAUCGGCCGCCGUCGAGUGAACAAAGGCCUCAACGACGGCGACGGCGGCCGGCGUUUUCUCUGAAUGUUGUAGCAUGGCAAUUAGGAAGAGAACAAGAGUAGGUCAUGGCUUCUCUUUGCUAAUCAUGCUACUAAUUACUUCCUCCGUUUUACAAUGUAAGUCAUUCUGGCAUUUCUCAUAUUCAUAUUGAUGCUAACGAAUCUAGACAUAUAUAUCUAUCUAGAUUCAUUAACAUUAAUAUGAAUAUGGGAAAUGUUAGAAUGACUUACAUUGUGAAACUGGAGGAAGUAGCAAUUAAAAAUGGUGAUUAGAUUUAAGUUCCUCUUGUUCUUUUGGGGUAUUAGUAGACUGAACUAAUGCUGUGCUAGUGCCUAUAUGUACAAAUUACUAUGGGGAGAACAGUUUGGUACUUCUUUCUCAUAAUCUUGUACUUUGUUGAGCUUAAUUACUUAAUUGCUAAUAGCAAUCUGGUUGUGUUGUUGAGCUUA